CUGAGGCCACCGGAUCUCCAAGGGGAGAACCCUGGGCACUGUCCCACGUAACUCGCCUCCCUGGGCUCCGAGCCCGGGCAUGGCGAAGUCCCUGGAGGACUCUGCCCUGGUGGAGAUGUUUGGGCAGUACCAGCGGAGUCUCCGGGAGCAAGCAAGUGAAAGCAUUCACCAGCUGAAAUGUUCCCUGAGAAAAGGCAAUGUCACUGCCGGAGAAGAUUCACUGGAUCCUUCUUUUGGCACCAGUGGAGGAAAUGAGGACACUGGGACGGCCUGGCACGAACUACAGCACAGCCAUGCCGUUAAUCAACUGAAAGCUUUGUUGUACCAACAAGCGGUUAAGGAAAGUGAGGUAUCUCCAUCAAGAAGACGAAAAAUUUCCCCUCCAAGGUCAUCAGAAUGUGAGGAAACCAAUAUGCCUACUAUACAUAAUCUCAUCCCUAUCAUCCAUGAUCAGUCCCAAUACAUUCAUCAUUUAGAGGCAGAAGUCAAGUUCUGCAAGGAGGAACUCUCUGGAAUGAAAAAUAGGGUGCAGGUAGUUGUGCUUGACAAUGAACGGCUCCAACAAGAGCUGAAAGCUCAAAGACAAGAGGAAGCGAUGAGGGAACAAACACUUCUGGAUGCAUCUGGAAACUUGCAGAAUUCUUGGAUUACAACAGGUGAAGAUUCUGGGGUGCAGGAGGCUGCCAAGAAGUCGUUGUCCCAUAGCAAUGCAGAGAGGAUCAGCGCCUCAUCUGCUGAUGAGGCUAAGAAGUGGAAGCUAGAGCUGGAGAGGCUGAAACUUACUUAUGAGGAAAAGUGUGAAAUCCUGGAAUCUCAGUUGAGGUUCUUGAGGAAAGACUUAGCGGAAUCCCAGAAAAACUGUGAAGAUCUUAAAGAGCGACUGAAGCACAAAGAGGCUCUUCUUGCUGCUAAUAUUUCUGACCGAGUUGGUGGUCUUUGUUUGAAAUGUGCUCAGCAUGAAGCUGUUCUUUCCCAAACCCACAGUAAUGUUCACAUGCAGACCAUUGAGAGGCUGACUAGGGAGAGAGAUGACUUCAUGUCCGCGCUGGUUUCCGUAAGGAGCAGCUUGACGGACGUGCAGCAGAGAGAAGCCGGCGCCUACGAGCAGGUGAAGCUCGCUGUGCAGAUGACCGAGGAAGCCAAUUUCGAGAAAACCAAGGCUUUGAUCCAGUGUGAGCAGCUGAGGAGUGAACUGCAGAGGCAGGCAGAACGCCUUGAAAAAGAGCUGGCCUCUCAGCAGGAGAAAAGGGCCUCGGACAGAGAAAUGAUGGAGAAGGACCUGGCGAGAGAAAGGGAGGACAUGGGCUCCAAGAUGUUGGCUCUUUCUCAGAACAUUGCCCAGCUGGAGGCCCAGGUGGAAAAGGUGACAAGAGAGAAGGUUUCAGCUAUUAACCAACUAGAAGAAAUUCAAAACCAGCUUGCUUCCCGGGAGAUGGACGUCACAAAGGUGUGCGGGGAAAUGCGCUACCAGCUGAACAAAACCAAGCUGGAGACGGACGAGGCCGAGAGGGAGCAGAGAGAGUACAGGACGAAAACGAAAAGGGACCUUGAGAGGAAGGAUGAGAAUGAUCCGGUUUGUGCUCUUACAAGAACUUCAUUUAGAGUUGCCUCAAAUUAUCACCUUUCACACGCAAUGGAAAUCGAGAAACUGACGCUAGAACUGAGGGAAAACAGGCAGCACUUGGAACAGGAGCAGCAGAAGGCAGCCGGGGCCAGAGAGGAGCUCCUGAAGCUGACAGAGCUGCUGGGCGAAACUGAGCACCAACUGCACCUCACCAGACUGGAAAAAGAGAGCAUUCAGCAGAGCCUCAGCAGCAAAGCAAAGGCCCAAGCCCUUCAGGCCCAGCAAAGAGAGCAGGAGCUGACACAGAAGAUAGAGCAAAUGGAGGCCCAGCAUGACAAAACUGAAAAUGAACAGUAUUCAUUGCUGACCUCCCAGAAUACAUUUUUGACAAAGUUAAAGGAAGAGUGCUGUACAUUAGCCAAGAAACUGGAACAAAUCUCUCAAAAGAGCAGAUCCGAAAUAGCUCAGCUAGGUCAAGAAAAAAGGUAUACAUACGAAAAACUGAAAAAGUUACAGAAAAGAAAUGAUGAAUUGGAGGAACAGUGCGUCCAACAUGGGAGACUCCAUGAGAUUAUGAAGCAAAGGCUAAAGCAGCUGGACAAGCACAGCCAGGCCACGGCCCAGCAACUGGUUCAGUUGCUCAGCAAGCAGAACAAGCUCCUGCUGCAGAGACAGACCCUGUCGGAGGAGGUGGAGCAGCUGAGAUCCCAGUUACCCAGCAUGCCACAAUCUGAUUGCUGACCUGGAUGAAACAGACUGAAAUAAGUAAGUGAUUUACAAA
Molecule: messenger RNA, 2345 nt
Organism: Miniopterus natalensis
Lineage: Eukaryota; Metazoa; Chordata; Mammalia; Chiroptera; Miniopteridae
Source: RefSeq, a predicted model, not a curated record